This is a messenger RNA of Ceratosolen solmsi marchali, 1877 nucleotides long. RefSeq names its product scavenger receptor class B member 1. The record is from RefSeq and is a predicted model, not a curated record. The coding region runs from base 235 to 1848 and encodes 537 amino acids. Gene Ontology annotation, cellular component: membrane; cytoplasm. Lineage: Eukaryota; Metazoa; Arthropoda; Insecta; Hymenoptera; Agaonidae. The transcript is spliced from 11 exons. Gene Ontology annotation, molecular function: scavenger receptor activity.
AAUUCAACUGGAUUUAAUUAAUAUUAAAUAACUAAACGUUAAGUGAACAGUUGUUUUGGUGCAGUGAUGAUUAUGAAUAGAAUAUGAUUGCAGAAUAGAUAUAUAAGAAGAUUUGUGAAUAAUUAUUGACAAAUCAAAGAUAAUUCAAUUCGUCAGUCAGGCGAUUGGCCCACACGAGACUGUAAAAAGAAGAUAGGGUUAAUAUAUUCCGGAACUAUAAAAUAAAAAAUAGUAAUGAAGGCCUUCAUCGAAUUCCAACAAUAUAAAAAAUGUAUUGUUUUAUUGAUUGUGGGAACUAUUUGCAGUAUUUCAGCAUUAAUAAUUUUUUUAAUUGAUCCAGUGAAAACGGUGCUAGCAUCUAAACUUAGAAUGGCGCCUGGAUCAUUAGCUUUUACGCUUUGGAUGAAACCACCUCUUGAUAUUUUCUUCUACGUAUAUAUAUUUAAUAUUACAAAUGCCGAAGCUUUUCAAAAUGGAGAAGAGAAACUUAAAGUAGAAGAAAUCGGCCCUUAUGUCUACCAGGAGUUUUUAGAGAAUGGAAAUAUAACAUGGAACGAUAACAAUACGAUAUCAUAUGUUCCGAAGCGAACGCUAAUUUUCAGGCCAGAUUUAUCAGUUGGACAACCUGAAAAAGAUUAUGUUACUGUGCCAAAUAUCCCCAUGCUUGGAAUUUCUUCAGCUUUGUACAAGUCUGGUUUUUUUAUAAAUUACUCAUUUAGCCAAUUAGCUAGUUAUUUAGGUAGUGAACCUAUAUUAAACGUCACUCUUUACGAUUAUCUAUGGGGUUAUGAUGAUCGAUUAGUUCAAUUGGCUGGCUCUGUCGUCCCCAGUUACAUCAAUUUCCAUAAGUUCGGUCUACUAGAUAGAAUAUAUGACGAAGGAGAAAAUCUUUUAAAUAUGAAUAUUAACAAUAACAACGAUAUGAUUAACGAAGAGAAUAGAUACUUGAGUAUCGAAUCAAUUAAUGGCAGUCCAGGAUUAUCUCAUUGGGGAUACGUGCAAAUUGAAGGAAAUGAAACACGGCCUGAAAAUACAAAAUGCAAUCAGAUACGCGGAGUGACAGAAGGCACAAUUUUCCCCUCCCAACUAGAUUCUAAGGCAGUAUUUCGAGUUUAUCGAAAAGCCUUUUGUCGACCUAUGCCUAUAGUUUUUGUAAAGGAGGUAAAUUGGGAAGGCUUACUAGGAUAUCAAUAUACUUUAUCUGCGGACUUUGCCGAUCCACCGGAAUUAAAUCCAGAUAAUGCGUGUUACUGCUUCAAAGGAGAAUGUAUGAAAAAGGGAUUAAUGAACUUGACGCCAUGUUACUAUAAGAUACCAACAGCAGCCUCUUUGCCUCAUUUCCUCGAUGCUGAUCCAUCGUUAUACGAUGGUAUAGAAGGACUGAAUCCCGAUCCAAAGAAACAUUCAAGCAUAAUCAUUAUACAGCCGAACAUUGGAAUUCCGAUGUAUGUACACUCGAGACUGCAAACAAAUCUUAUAAUGAAAGAAACGGUAUACAACUCUAAGAUCAAACCUUUUAAUAGCUUAACCGUACCACUUUUCUGGACUGAUCUUGUAGUCACAUCCUUACCGGACGAUUUAGCCUUUCUCAUAAAGUUUGCUGUCGUCAUAAUGCCUGUAGUGCAAGUAAUGUUUAUCAUUUGUCUGGCUAUCGGAGGAGCAGGGACUAUUUGUUGGUCCCUUGUGCGAUUUCUGAUGAUUUUACAGCAAAAGCGCCAAGACGCAUUGGACAUGGAAAGUCACGAAAAUGCCGACCUCAGAUUACCUCUUGGCUACGGACAAUACACAGCCAUACGUAUAUUACCAACUAUUAAGAAGAUCACCUCGAAAACUGAUCUUUUUGCGUAAAUCUACGAUAAUAAUAUGCUACCUGUGCA